Messenger RNA from Aspergillus steynii IBT 23096, 1169 nucleotides. Its product is annotated as enoyl-CoA hydratase/isomerase family protein. The record is from RefSeq and is a predicted model, not a curated record. The coding region runs from base 228 to 1079 and encodes 283 amino acids. Lineage: Eukaryota; Fungi; Ascomycota; Eurotiomycetes; Eurotiales; Aspergillaceae. Gene Ontology annotation, molecular function: delta(3,5)-delta(2,4)-dienoyl-CoA isomerase activity. Gene Ontology annotation, cellular component: mitochondrion. The transcript has 3 exons.
GCCCUCUAUAGCCUCCCAUCUACAAACCGACCUGAUCAACCCCCAAGAAGACCCCAGACCCCACAGUCGCUCCACCCUCCUUCCGGACGGAGCAGGACUGAUAAAGUCAAUCUUAUCAGUUGCCGAGGUCCGUCGGCCACUCGACAAUUAAAGGGACAACUUAUCCCCAACUUCCUCCUACAUACACCCACCUACCUUCACAUCCUUUUCACACCAAAAAAGCAACAAUGGCGACCAAAUACUCCUACAAGUACUUCCAGGUGCACUUCCCAGCCGACCAUGCCUACGUCGCGCACGUGGAAAUCAACCGCGCGGACAAAAUGAAUGCAUUUUUCGAAGCCAUGUGGCUCGAACUAGCGCAACUCUUCAACCAACUCUCCACCGACCCUUCCGUCCGCGCAAUCCUCCUCACCGGCGCCGGCGAGAAAGCCUUCACAGCCGGCCUCGACGUCCACGCCGCCUCGCAAGGUCUCCUCUCCCCAGACUCCAACGACUCCGCCGACUCCGCGCGUAAAGCCUCCCACCUCCGUCGCCACAUCUCCUCCUUCCAAGACUGUAUCAGCGCGGUGGAGCGGUGCGAAAAACCCGUGAUCAGCGCGAUGCACGGAUUCGCGCUGGGACUCGCCAUUGAUCUCAGCACGGCGACCGACGUACGGAUCUGUGCGCGCAACACGAAGUUCGCUGUCAAGGAGGUGGACAUCGGGCUGGCGGCGGAUAUUGGGACGCUGAGCCGGCUGCCCAAGGUGGUGGGAAAUAACGGGUGGGUGAAGGAGGUAGCGUUGACGGCGAGGGUGUUUGGGGCCGAGGAGGCAGAGAAGGUCGGGUUCGUGAAUGCCGUGUAUGAGGAUAAGAAGAGGACGGUCGAGGCGGGACUUGCGUUGGCGAAGGUGAUGGCGGAGAAGAGCCCCGUGGCGGUGCAGGGGACGAAGGAGAUUCUGAAUUGGUCGAGGGACCAUUCGGUUCAGGAUGGGCUUCGAUAUACGACUGUGUGGAAUAGUGCUGCGUUGCAGACCAAGGAUGUGUCGGAUGCGUUGCUUUCGGGAAUUCAGAAAAGGAAGCCGACUUUUGAGAAGCUGUGAUUGUGUCAAAGAAGGGUUGGGUUGGUCUGUACACUAUACUCAUUAUCUGAUAUAGAUGCUGGAAAUUCUAGUAAACGGAACAUCUGUUGC